GUACGCGGUGACGUCACGACGCACGGCUCGCACAACCGCAUUGUUGUUGGGGAAGAGAAGCUCGGGCAGCCGCUGAGCUCUGCCGCUUCCGAACAGCCCCAUUCGACCCGCAAGUGAUCCUAAUUAAAGUGAUAACACCUCGAAACCGACUCCGUCGCCCUGGAUACUCGUCGGUCCUUCUCCGGUUUGAGUCGGUUGAGCGCGAGCCGCGGCCGGACGAGGGGACUGGAUGUGGAUUUAACUGCCGCUUCGCUUCGCAGGCCGCACCGCCAUUGCUGCCGUUUUUACAAGCUGAAUUCGUGAAAAUACCCCCGGGUCUCUACGGCAUGAAGAAGAAAAGUCGACAUCACCGCCCCGCGGUGCUGAAGAGGGACUCCUCGCCCAUCAAGCCGUCGGCCAACCGGGAGACGCUGACGUACGCGCAGGCCCAGCGCAUCGUGGAGCUGGAGGUGGACGGCCGCAUGCACCGCCUCAGCAUCUACGACAAGAUGGACGUCAUCGGCGACGACGACCCCACGGCCCAGGAGAUCAUGGAGUGCAACAGCAACAAGGAGAACAACGAGAAGCCCCAGCAGGUCCUGGUGCGCUCCGUGCGCCUCAAAAACAGCCAGCAGAAGAAGAACGCCGCGCUCACGGCCGCGCACACUGGCACCGGCGGCCUGCUGGAGCCCAAGGUCAGGACUGUGGAGUACAACCUGCCGGUGGUGCCCAAGAGGCCGGUGGCGUACUACAAGUACACAGAGAGGACGUCGGAGGAGCUGGACGAGGAGGUGGAGUACGACAUGGACGAGGAGGACUACGCCUGGCUGGAGAUCGUCAACGAGAAGAGGCGGAGCGAGGGCGUCAGCCAGGUGUCCUUCAACCUGUUCGAGUUCCUCAUGGACCGCUUCGAGAAGGAGUCGCACGCCGCCACGCGGGGCCAGAGCGACUUGCGCUCGCUGGUGGACGAGGACGCCGUGUGCUGCGUGUGCAUGGACGGAGACGGCGCCGACAGCAACGUCAUCCUCUUCUGCGACUCGUGCAACAUCGCCGUGCACCAGGAGUGCUACGGCGUGCCGUACGUCCCCGAGGGCCAGUGGCUGUGCCGCCACUGCCUGCAGUGUCCGGCGCGGCCCGCCGACUGCGUCUUCUGCCCCAACCGGGGCGGCGCCCUGAAGAAGACCGACGACGACCGCUGGGGCCACGUGGCGUGCGCGCUGUGGGUGCCUGAGGUGGGCUUCUCCGACACGGUCUUCAUCGAGCCCAUCGACGGCUUGCGCAACAUCCCGCCGGCGCGCUGGAAGCUCACCUGCUACCUGUGCAAGGAGAAGGGCGCCGGGGCGUGCAUCCAGUGCGACAAGAUCAACUGCUACGCCGCCUUCCACGUCAGCUGUGCCCAGAGGGCGGGCCUGUACAUGAAGAUGGAGCCUGUCAGGGAGGUGACGCUAUCCGGCGGCGCCUCCUUCUCCGUGAAGAAGACCGCCUACUGCUGCGGCCACACGCCCGAGGGCUGCGACCGCCGGCCGCUCGGCAUCUACGAGGAGCCGCACGCCAAGAACGGAGCGUGUCUCAAGAGGGCCGACAAGAGGGGGAAGUCCCGGGCCAAAGGCUGGGCCAGGAAGAAGAGCAAGAGGGGCGAUCCGGAACCAGAGGCCGAGGCCCCCGCCAGCCCCGGGCCCAGCAUCACCAUCUCAAGUUUUGACACCAUCCUGAACCAGGUGGCGGUGCAGAGGAAGCGCGUGUUUGUGGAGCGGGUGCUGAGCUACUGGGUGCAGAAGAGGCAGUCGAGGAACAACGUGCCACUCAUCCGCCGGCUGCAGGCCCACCCCCAGCCCCCCAAGGUCAAGCAGACGGACCGCGCGGAGACCAACCAGGCGCUGAAGGAGCAACUGAAGGAGUGGCACCGCCUGCGGCACGACCUGGAGCGAGCACGCCUGCUGCUGGAGCUCAUCCGGAAGAGAGAGAAGCUGAAGAGGGAGGAGAUGAAGCUGCAGCAGUCGGCACUGGAGGUCCAGCUGACGCCCUUCAACAUCCUGCUGCGGGCCGUGCUCAGCCAGCUGCAGGAGAAGGACCAGUACAGCAUCUUCGCCCAUCCCGUCAGCGCCAAGGAGGUGCCCGACUACCUGGACCACAUCCAGGACCCCAUGGACUUCUCCACCAUGAGGAAGCGCAUCGACGGCCACGCCUACAGGAGCCUGGAGGAGUUUGAGGCCGACUUCGACCUCGUCAUCUUCAACUGCAUGAAGUACAACGCCAAGGACACCUUCUUUUACCGGGCCGCCCAGCGCAUGCAGGACCAUGGGGGCGCCAUCCUCCGCAGGGCUCGCCGGGAAGCCGAGAGAAUCGGCUUUGACUUCCCCAGCGGGCUGCACCUGCCCGAGGCCCCGAAGCCGGGGGCGGCCCCCGCCUUCUGCUGGGAGGACGUGGACCGGCUGCUGACCCCCGCGUACCGGCAGCUGACCCCCCUGGAGGAGCAGCUGAGGGAGCUGCUGGAGAAGUUGGACCUGAGCACGGCCAUGAAGCACAGCCCGUCGCGCAGCAAGAGGCUCAAACUGCUCAAGAAGACCAUCACGGAGGUCCGCAGCGAGAUGAGCCUCAGGCAGCCCCCCCGGAAGCCGCCGCCGGAGCCCAGCGGCACCCCCCCAGAGGAAGCAGCUCCCAAAUCCCCGGCGGAGCCCCGCAUGCCGCCACAGGAGCCGCCUCGGCCUCCCCAAACGUUAGAGCUGUUGACCUUGCUGUCGCGGAUUGACGCCUCGGAGCCGCCGCCCCCUCAGAAGGCGGCCAAAGCCAGCGCGGAUCGUUCUCUCUCGGAGCUGCACAACGACAUGUCUACCUCAGCGCUCGACGGGCUCGCCCCCGAGCCGCCACUCUCCAACGCUGCCGCCUGCAACCGGCGGAACCACGUCCUCUUCCGCAAGUCCAAGGGCACCAGCCCCCAGAAACCACUGAAGAGCCCAGAGGCGUCCACCCCGGCGCCGCCUUCCCUGGGCGCCAAAACCUUCCUGUCAGUGGUGAUCCCUCGGUUGGAGACGCUGCUCCUGCCGAAGAAGAGGCGACACAGCAGCAGUGGCGACGGCGAGGAGGAGGACGAGGAGUCGCCGAUAAAACGCCUCGGCACAGGAAUGGCAAACGGUUUUGUGGUGGAGGAGGAGGAGGAGGGUGUCUCUCCGUCCCCUCGCCUGCUGGAGCCUCGCCGCCGCUGUGCCUCCGAGUCAAGCAUCUCUUCCAGCGGGAGCGUCCUCUGCGGCACGAGCACCGUCAUAAUUUCUAAAGGGGGUAGAGGGAGCUUGCCGGCGGCCCGGCGGAGCACCGUGGACGACCACAGCGCCCCGGUGACCAGCGUGGAGAACGGGGAGCUCGCCAAAGCCUCCAAGACGCCGUCAGAGGUGUGGAAGCCCUUCGCCACUCCUCCGUUUGUUCUGGAGCCUCUUAAACUAGUUUGGGCUAAAUGUAGUGGAUAUCCCUCCUACCCCGCCCUGAUCACGGACCCCAGAACGCGGAGGACGGGGGGUCAGCACAAAGGGGCGGAGCUUCCCCAGCCGCCUCCGCCACCGGACGUCCUCAGAGCCGGAGAGCGGAUGCAGUUCAGGUCCGCAGAGAAACUCUUCCUCGUCCACUUCUUCGACAGCAAGCGCAGCUGGCAAUGGCUUCCUAGAUCCAAGAUGGCUCCCUGCGGGAUCAACCGGGCGCUCGACAAAACCAAGCUGGAGGAGGCUCGCUCCUCCUGCCUCCGAAAAACUGUGCGGCUCGCCUUCGAGCGGGCCAUGAAGCACCGGGACCGCGUGGGCGGAGAGGCCGGCACCUCGGACUGAAAACUCACAGGCACACCCCCACGCCCCCUCUGAAGUCCUCCAUCAUCACUCUCACCCUCCUUUCUCUCCUCUCUCAGCCUUCUUUUUCACAUUCACAAGCUGAGACACUCCGUCUCAUACGCACAGAAAUGCACAUGUUUACCAUGUCCUGCAAACUGGAACCCCCACCACCCCCCAAAUUCUGUAGCUGAUGACGUCCAUCUUGUUUUUGUCAAAGAGCUAUGCAACGACAACAACUCAGUUAGCUGGUGUGAAACGUUGAGACAUAAGUGGGGAAAAACGUACCUGGGCUGUGAGGACUGAAAAAUGACAGGUUUAAACCUGUUGAAUGUGUCGGAUUUGACCUCUGACCUCCUUCAAAAUGUGCUGCAAGACUGCUGCAACAAUCUCACUGCCAUGAAAGUGUCCAUCAGUGUGCGUGUGUGUGUGUGUGAGUGUGUGUGUGUGCGACUGCAGCAGCUCCUGUAAAUACUCCUGUACAAGGCCUGACACUAAUUUAUUCACUCCCUCAGUUUGUCCCGGUACUCGGUCUUCAGAUAUUUAUACGAUGAUCAGCUGGUGCUAUCUCUACACAGAGAAAACAAAUCAUACAUACUGUAUUGACCUUUUUAUUUUAAAGUUCAGCUCUUUAAAAAAAAAAAACUGGUUUUGUAACUUAUUGAGUUCUCAAGCUUUGGAAUCUUUCUUCUCUGGCAUUAAUUGUUUGUGUGUCAUUUUUUUUUUUUUUUUACCGGAAUGUUUUUACUGGGCUAUUUGUUUUUUUCCUUUUUUGUACAUAUUUAUAUAAAAUCUAUAUAGAUGCUUUCUAAGUAUAAUAUGCCUAAAGUGCAUCAUUCACACCGAAACCAAAAACCAAAUCGGCUGCCCACUCGUGUGUCGUCCUUCUCCUUCACAGUUGAGUUGUUUCAGUGAUGAGUUCACAGAAUCUUCAGUCGUCUGAGAACGUGCCUGUACUAAUUUAUUGUAAAGCAGAAAAUGUAUAUGCAUUACUUUAUAGAGAGUAUUGUAAUGAGAUACCACGGGCACCCACGCGUAGAGUAACCCCACCCCCCCCCACCCCUCCCUCUUGUCUGUUUUUUACUUUGAGUAUUUUAGCAUUAAAUCUGAGGUGAGGUGAUAGUGUUUGUUUUAUUUUGGCAGGGUAGCAAUGGGUAGACUUCCUGUUUUGUUUGGCCCCUUUUGGAUGUGAAUGUUGUGUGUAAAUAGUUUUGGUACUUUAGCUGAUUCUCUGGGAUAAACCACAGUUAUAGCCGACGGGAGCGCAAACCAGCCGACAGCAGGCUGAUGGGAUUUUAUACUAAAACACUGAAAAAUUAAAAUAUGUUAUUGAAUCACUGA
Molecule: messenger RNA, 5129 nt
Organism: Gasterosteus aculeatus aculeatus (three-spined stickleback)
Lineage: Eukaryota; Metazoa; Chordata; Actinopteri; Perciformes; Gasterosteidae
Product: bromodomain-containing protein 1
Biological process (GO): regulation of transcription by RNA polymerase II
Molecular function (GO): protein binding
Source: RefSeq, a predicted model, not a curated record